UGUUUAAUAAGUUUCGUUUGGUAAUUUGAUUUUUCGUUUUUUUUUUUUUUUUUUUGGUUGCGUUUGUGAUUAAUUACAGGUUUUUGUUUUAUCGCCGGGAGGAAGCAAGAAUUCACCGGCGAUAAUUUCUGUUCAGGUUUCGAUUUCACCUUGAGACAUGCAAUUGCUGCUUUUAAGUUUUGCUCUGAAAUAAAAUAUCCCUGAGUUUCCCUGCAAGUUGAAAGAGGUGAAAUGGAUCAGCAUGGAAACGGACAGCCACCACCAGGUAUGGGGGUAGUGACUACCUCUGCUUCAAUGCCAUAUGGUGUUCCCUCAUUCCAAGCUAACCAAAUGACAGGGCCACCCCCUGCUACAUCUGUUGGUCCUAUUCAAUCUCCACAAAAUGUAGGUCUUCCCGCCUCUUCAUCUCAGAUGGCACAACAUCAGCUCGCAUAUCAGCACAUACACCAACAGCAGCAACAACAGUUGCAGCAACAACUUCAGGCUUUCUGGGCAAAUCAAUACCAAGAAAUUGAACAGGUUACUGAUUUCAAGAACCAUAGCUUGCCGUUGGCAAGGAUCAAGAAAAUCAUGAAGGCAGACGAAGAUGUUAGGAUGAUAUCAGCAGAAGCACCUGUUGUUUUUGCCCGGGCUUGUGAGAUGUUUAUCCUUGAGUUGACACUGCGUGCAUGGAACCACACAGAGGAGAACAAAAGGAGGACACUUCAGAAAAACGACAUUGCUGCAGCCAUUACAAGGACUGACAUCUUUGAUUUCUUGGUCGACAUUGUGCCAAGAGAGGAUUUGAAAGAUGAGGUGCUUGCAUCAAUCCCUAGAGGAACCCUUCCUGUUGGUGGACCUGCAGAGCUUCCAUACUACUACAUGCAAGCACAAUCUGCUCCUCAGGUUGGAACCUCAGGGAUGUAUAUGGGUAAGCCAGUGGAUCAAACUCCUUAUGGUCAGCAGCCUCGUCCCUAUAUGGCUCAGCCAAUGUGGCCUCAGCAGCAGCAGCAACCACCAUCAGAUUCAUAAGCAGGAGUCAGAAACCGGGAUGAAAUAAUAGUACUACCUGAGCACUGGACACAUCAUUGAGCAAGCAGGCUGCAUAGUAUAAAAGUGAAUACAGGAUGGAAUAUGAAGCACUCAGCUUCCUGUUGUUUUUUUAUAGUGUAGCUCAAUCUGGCAUGCCAUAAACUCUAUGCCUUCUAUCAUGUAUAUUUUAAUUAAAAAGUGAAAAAGAAUGUUGUUAAGGUUGUAAUAUUUUGAGAUAGAAGUAAUGCCAAAUCUUUAGGUUGCUUUGUGCC
Messenger RNA from Ipomoea nil (Japanese morning glory), 1283 nucleotides. RefSeq names its product nuclear transcription factor Y subunit C-9-like. The record is from RefSeq and is a predicted model, not a curated record. Gene Ontology annotation, biological process: regulation of DNA-templated transcription. Gene Ontology annotation, molecular function: DNA binding; protein heterodimerization activity; DNA-binding transcription activator activity, RNA polymerase II-specific. NCBI's taxonomy places the organism in Eukaryota, Viridiplantae, Streptophyta, Magnoliopsida, Solanales, Convolvulaceae. Gene Ontology annotation, cellular component: nucleus. Bases 232 to 1011 code for a protein of 259 amino acids. The transcript is spliced from 3 exons.